AUGGACAUUCAGCCAUUGCUUUCAUUGUUACGACCUGAGAAUAUGCGAAGUAUGGCUGAGUUGGCAACAGAGUUAUCGUCAAUGGCAACUAAUAAUAUGAAAGAGAACGAGAGAGAUGUUCAGAGGACGAUAGCCGCUCCGAAACCACCGACACCCGAACAAAGACCGUCACAGAUGAUUGGUGGAGCUAUCCAAAACUUGGCGUUCCAAGGACGAAACGCCUUCCUCGAUGCUCUUGAUAAAAUGGGAUCUCAAAAUGCCAACCCCACUCCUCCACCACCUCCAUCCACAUUCCCAACUCUUCCUCCAAUGACUUUCGGAACUCCGCCUCUUCCUUCGACUCCAUCUACAGUAACCAUGCCACCAAUUUUUGGAAUUUCCAAUUCUCAAGAUUCGUCUUCUAGAGAUAAUACGUUUGAUACAGGCGGACGAGAUGUUUUGGGAGUUCGAGAAUUCAAAAAGAACGUUGCGAUGGGAGAGAAGAUUCGAGAGAUUCGAUAUGCUGAACCCAUUGGAGAAGCUCUUCCAGAAGCACAAGAUGCCGUUCCAGUCGAAGUGGCUGCUCCAGCUUCUGCAUCUUCUGCUGCCGCUGCUGCUCCAACGCUGUCAAGGCCUCCAGCACCUACAAACUCAUUCGAUGGAUCUCCAUUCAUGCAAAUCGCCCGUCGUUUCCUUCAAGUUGGCACCGGUACUCAGCCCCAGGGAGCAUCUGGAAAACCAGAGCCGCUCCCCCAAAUCGGAAUUCAAGAUCUCGUGCCAAAUGCCGAUAGUAAUUUCGGUUUGCCACGUGGAAAAGGAUGUCUUCCAUUUAUUUCUGAAUUUAUGCAAAUCGCAUAUGGAAAAUGUCAAGAUCAAGCUGAUGAGAAGACAUUCGAUGCGUGGGGUGAAGAACUCCGAAGAGCAAUCAUGACAGGAGAGAUUGAUCUUCUGAAGGCAUCACAAGAAACGUGUCGACGCGGUGCCGAAAGACAGCAAUGCGAUUCAUUGAGAGAGGCUGUUGCCACGUGUGAUGUGAUUGCUAGUUUAGAGAUUGGAACUCAAUUGCAGAGAGCUAUGAAACGAUGUGAGGAGGUUUCUGGAAUGAUGGAUCAGUCACCAGCAGCUGUUUUAGGACAACUGAAUAACUUGAUUAGCGGGGAAGUAGCUCAGGGAUUCUUCAAUAACUUCCUGAAAAAUGGUUAA
Caenorhabditis remanei is the source of this 1182-nucleotide messenger RNA. RefSeq lists its product as uncharacterized. The record is from RefSeq and is a predicted model, not a curated record. Lineage: Eukaryota; Metazoa; Nematoda; Chromadorea; Rhabditida; Rhabditidae. Bases 1 to 1182 code for a protein of 393 amino acids. The transcript is spliced from 4 exons.